GGACAUGCGCGCUGACAGCCAGUUAUCAGUCUCACGCAAACCCUAGGCUGUCUAAAUUAUGUCUCUAAUGCGACUUUCGACAUUUGAAAAUGUUAAAAUAUCUACCUUGCAUGGGCUUAGAUCAUCCGAGACGUCCGAAUGGCAGCUUUCCAUGAGCUCCGGAGGAAACCUGUUGAUCUGAAGAUGUCAGCAAGAAAGUGGUGGUAAUUCAGCACUCAAAGAAUUGAAAAUGAUGGACACACAGCGUGCUUUGGUGGCAGUGGAGCGUCUGCAGGAGAGGCUGAGGAAGAGAGGAGAGCUUCCUGCUGAAGAAAAACUCAGUCUGCUUAAAAGUGUCUUACAAAGUCCCCUGUUCCACCAGAUACUUAUCAUGCAAGAGACUGGACAACAGCGUAAGCAGCAGCAGGUUUCUCCCAGAACAUCGUCUGCUCCUCCUCAGUCUAUGUGUGAUGACAGAGAUGUCCUGAACUCGUCUCAACCCUCCUGCACUCUGAGGUACAGAGACUCUUACCUCUCAGCACAGCGGCGUAGUGAACGUAGUCGAACAGCCAGUCAUGUGACUUUUGCCCAUUACAUCACAGAGGACAUUUCUGUACUGCAGUCCAUGGCAAAGGGUCACACUGUGCUCAGCUUUGACCUGGAGAAGGGUGAAAGCGCUUUAGGUGUCAGCAUUGUUAACCUGGCGAUUGAAAGCACUGGAGGUCAUGGUAUCUUCAUAAAGGAGAUUCAGACAGACUCUGUUGCUUACAGUGACGGGCGUCUCCAUGAAGGUGAUCAGAUUCUAGCAGUGAACGACAAGGUGUUUGAUUCCUCUGUAACUCACGAUCAGGCUGUCCAGAUUCUUCAGGAAGCUGCUUCUGUGGUAACAUUAACUAUAGCCAGAGAACCAACUCCAUCAUUCAGCACUCCAAAGCCUCGACAAAUUUAUCACGUUGAGUUGGAGAAUGAUGGAUCAGGCCUGGGAUUUGGCAUUAUUGGAGGACGGAGUACAGGUACCAUGGUCAAAACCAUCAUACCUGACGGUGUAGCUGGAAAGGACGGGAGGUUGCGCAGUGGUGAUCUUCUUCUCAGUAUCGGGGAUGUGGAUGUGUCUGAAAUGGGCAGUGAGGAAGUGGCUCAUGAGCUCCGUGUCGCUGGUACCCAUGUGAGACUCAUCAUUGCCAGAGAAAUCACUGAUAGUGACCCCUUACCUGCCUCUGCACUGCAACAGGAUACUCAGAAAAAACAGGAUACAGUUGAGCAAAAGUGGAAAAAAGGGAACACAGUGGAUAAGGAUGGACAUAUUGGCAUUGGAGGUCACAUUAUUAGCGUGGAUGGUAAAAUUCAACAUGACUGCAGUAAACGAAAUCCAGAGGAAAUUCUGCUUAUAACUGGCCAACAAGUGGAGCUCCAUCUUCCGAAAAAGUGCUCACCAUGUGAAACCCAAACAACCCCCUCAACGUCCACAAACUUCCAGAGACCCUUGACCCCUUUGGGUCUCCUCCCCCCGCCGCUGCCUCCACGUCUGCCAGAGCAAAAGCCAGUUCUGCCCCCAGGGAAAGUUUUCUACACUGAACGCCUGGACUUCAACUUCAACAAAGAGUGCUUUAGAUCAUCGCAAACCUGCUGUUUACUGUCCAAGACGGAGAGUAGAAACCACAAGUCCUCAUGCUGCAAACUGUCUGACGAUGAGGAGAAAUCACUGAAGGAAAAGUGGCAAAGCAAACUGGGUCCUCAGUAUGAAGUCCUGGUGACCCAGGUAGAGAAAUUCAUUGAGAGCAGUGGUCUUGGUGUGAGCUUGGAGGCUAAAGAAGGUCAUCACUAUAUCUGCUCAAUACUGCCAGAGGGUCCAUUAGGACAAACAGGAAUCAUACAUCCUGGAGAUGAACUGAUAGAGGUGAACGGCUUUUCUCUGAUUGGUGAGACACACAAGGAGGUGGUGAGCUUGCUUAAGGAACUGCCUAUGAAUGUUUGUGUGGUUUGCAGUCGUCUCAUCCCACCCAGAGUCAGUGAGGAAGAAGAUGAUGAUGUUCAGCUCACACUUAAGGAGCUACUUGCAGAAUUUAAUGAAAAGGCAGAGCAGAACAUAUUUGGGAGCGUCUUUGCUCUCAGAGAGGAGGAUCUGAAGUCAGAGGCUCCUGUUCUGUCCCAUCAGGCCAUGUGGGAGAACGAGAUUGAAGUUUAUGAGCUGCAGAAAGGCGAUUCUGGCUUGGGAUUCAGUAUACUAGACUACCAGGACCCUGUGAACCCAGGCCGUACUGUGAUAGUGAUCCGCUCUCUUGUACCAGGCGGCUUGGCAGAUAGAGAUGGGCGCUUGUUGCCAGGCGACCGCUUGAUGUUCGUGAACCAGACUGAUUUAAGCCACGCGAGUCUGGCUCAGGCCGUUCAUGUUCUCAAGAGCACUGCUUUGGGAACUGUACGCAUUGGAGUUACCAAACCUUUACCGGAAAAUGACAUCCAGGACACAGGAGCUGAAAUAACAGGCAACUGCCACUCAGAACAUAACCACCAGCACAGCACUUUCCAGACAAAUUCCCACUCUCAGAAGAGCAAGAUGGAGGCUGAGCCCGUCUCUAUUCCCUCUAGUGGCUAUGAGAGAACCAUAACUGUAGUCAGGGGAAACUCCAGUCUGGGAAUGACAGUGAGUGCUUUAAGGGAUGGUUCAGGCAUAAUAAUCCGCUCUGUGGUUCAUGGCGGGUCGAUUAGUAAAGAUGGGAGACUGGCAGUGGGGGACGGAAUAGUUGCCCUCAAUGGAGAAUCCACCACCAACCUGACCAACGCACAAGCCAGAGCCAUGCUGCGCAGACAUUCACUGAUCGGACCAGAUCUCAGUGUGAUGUAUGUACCUGCUGCCUUCCUGGACUUGCACAGAGCCAGUUAUUCCAAAUCAAAGGAGGAAAUGGAAAUACACACACCUGCUGCUGUCCAACACAGACACUCACAGAACCUGCCUUUUAAACCACUAGAAUGUAUUUCAGAGCAGCAGAGUGUGGUGGAUGGUAAAGGAGUGAAUGGAAAGACUCAAGCUGAAGAAGAGAACGAAAGAAUUGAUGAGCACAGCCCAAUAAAACAAAGGGAGAAUAGUAAAAGACUGGACAGAGACCAAAAGGUGAAGAAUGAAAAACCGGCCUUACAGAGUGAGAACAGACACGAACAAGAGAGAGAAAAAGACAGACAAAGAGAUGAAAAAGAGACACACGGGAGGGAUCAUACAUCAUGGUCUCAGCCGAGGAGAGUGAAAUUAUCCAGGGCCGGGGGAACGUGUCUUGGCUUCAGUGUUUUCGGAGGUCGUGGUAUGGGCAGUCGACUGAGCAAUGGAGAAAUGAGACGAGGCAUUUUCAUAAAACACAUCGCAGAGGACAGUCCCGCCGCACACAACAGCACUCUGAAAGAAGGAGACAGAAUUCUUCAGGUUCAAGGUAUAGAUGUGAGUGAUUUUACUCAUGAAGAAGCCGUUGAAGCGAUUCGUCGAGCAGGAGACAGAGUAGAACUACUAGUGCAGAGUCCUCAGUUUUCAGAGCCAGACAACUACCUAGAAGAUGACAGGAUUUCGAAAACAAAUUCUCAAAAUCAUCAGGAAUCUGAAAUCCCCAAUAAUCUCUCCCCAACCUUUCCCUUCAGUCCCAUUCCUUUCAAGCGUACAGAAGACUGGAAGCUGGGGAAGCCUCCACAUUCAGCUCCUUCCCUCCUAAAACUACCCUGUAGGCCAGACGAGACACAAACAGAUGGAGUGCAGAGGCUUCCAGAGAGACCGCCACUGCCAGAAGAGACUUCACAUGAUCACAGCGGGCAGGAGCAGACCUCAUACUGGAGCCGCAUGCAGCAGAGGUAUGGCAGUCUGCCUGGAGAGCUGCUCAUGUUUGAUCUGGACUGCAGCUCUCACGGCUCUGGACUGGGCUUGUGUUUGUCAGGAAACAGAGAUGGAGCGCGUGGCAGAAUGAGUGUGUUCGUGUCAGAGAUCACAGCAGACGGGGCGGCUGCCGCAGAUGGUCGGGUCAGAGUAGGAGAUGAACUGCUGGAGAUAAAUGGGCAAGUGCUUUAUGGACGCAGUCAUCAGAAUGCAACAGCUAUCAUCAACAAUGCUCCAGCUAAAGUCCGAAUUUUGCUCACAAGGAAUAAAGCUGUGCAGAAACAAAUGACUUCGGGGCCAGAAAAGGAGAUGGACAGCUGUCCUGAAAUAUAUCCCAGCGUGCAUAUUGAUAUGAUCGCAGAAGAUCAACAUUCAGUUUUAUCACAGGAUGGAAGGAUCACCAGAGAAGAUAAACUGAAGUCUCGCUCCUCAGAGAGCCUCAACGUUGGUCUUCCUGCUCCAAUCAAUGCCACAUCCAAUCAUCAGGCGUCCUGUCAUCCUGCCAGUCAGACGCCCAUCAGCCGCUGCAUUCCUCCUCAGUCAUCAGGCAUUUCAUCAGCAGAUGAGAGCACAGCCAAUCAGAGCUCUCGCAUCUGGCCUCACAGCACUUCUCACCGGGCACAGUGUUCUGUGAGCUCUGACCCGCUGACAUGUCCCAUCAUACCUGGCUGUAUUAAUACUGUGGAUAUCUGCAAGGGCACCACGGGGCUUGGCCUCAGCAUAGUAGGAGGCUGCAACACACUGCUGGGUGUAAUAGUGAUUCAUGAAGUGAAUAAAGAUGGUGCAGCACAUAGAGAUGGUCGUUUGUGGGCAGGAGAUCAUAUUCUAGAGGUGAACGGCAUUGAUCUGAGAAUGGCCACUCACGAGGAGGCCUUGAGUGUCCUGCGCUUGAGUCCGCAACGGGUACGAUUGAGUAUCUACAGAGACCAUGUGACAGAAAAGCACUCCAAACACACGAGCCAGAAGCACACGCCUGAGGACAUGUGGGACCUCUUCAAUGUGGAGCUAAACCUCCAACCAAGACAGGGACUGGGACUUUGCAUUGUGGGUAAAAUGAAUGACACUGGAAUCUUUGUUUCUGAGAUAACGAGGGGAGGGGCUGCAGAUGUGGAUGGGAGACUGUUGCUAGGUGACCAGAUUUUGUCGGUGAAUGGAGAGGACAUCCGAGCCGCAUCACAGGACCACGCCAGCGCACUGCUGCAGAGGUGUAGUGGGUCUGUGCUGUUGGAGGUGGCGCGCUUCAAAGCUUCAUCCCACUACUCAUAUGGAGAUCAGGUGGGUGAAGUGGACGUCCCUCUGUUCUCCUGUCUCAACACACACGAUUCUGUGGACGGGAACGUCGAUAUCAGAACUGUCACUGUUCAGAAGCAUGAGUGUGACUCUGUGGAGCUGAGAGUGAGAGACACGCUGGGACAUGCAGGAAUGUACAUCUCUAAGCUGGACGCAAGCACGCUGGCCGCACGCUCAGGACUUUUGCAGCUGGGUUCCAGAGUCAUCAGCAUUAAUGGGACACAAACAGAAAGGCUCUCAGUCGCUGAGGCAAGCUUCCUUCUGAAAAACAGCAGCGGAGCAGUGACACUGCAGGUAAUGCCGAGUGGAUGUGCAGAUGGAGCCAGUAUAAGUACAGAUCGGUCAUCUUUAAUUCACUCCUCACCUGGACUCUCAGAAAAUUACACUACUCACAACCACCAGAGUUCUCCUCAGUACCAGACCAUCACUCUUGAACGUGGCUCCGCCGGGCUUGGCUUCAGCAUCGUAGGAGGAUUUGGCAGUUCCCAUGGUGACUUGCCCAUCUAUGUCAAGAACAUAUUUCCCAAGGGAGCUGCGGUGGAGGACGGGCGUCUGCGGCGUGGAGAUCAGCUGCUGACAGUCAAUGGACAGAGUCUGGAGGGUGUCACUCAUUCUGAGGCUGUCGAGAUCCUUAGACAAACCAGCGGGACAGUUAUUCUACAAGUACUCUCAAAAAGACCACCAUCAUGCUGAUAAUGUCACACAAUGACACGGUCCCAUCGUGAAGAUUCUCACAGAGCAGAUGACGGAUUGUUAAAUGUGUUAUGGAGACUGCUUCUACCAGCUGUAUUUCUCAAAAAUGUCUCCUGGAAUGUGUAGUUUUUUAAUAUAUCUAUUUAAUUGCAAGGAUAUCUAGGAAAAAAAUGUGGAAGUAAGCUGUGCAAAGUGGGAGAAGCCAAUAGACUAGUGCUAAACCAGUGGUUCUCAUCCAGGAGGCCGCAGGAUGAUUUCAUUGUUUUACUGAAAUAUUGACGUGUUUAAUAUGUUGAUUUAAAAAACCUAAAGGUAAACUGAAAUAAUUAUCCUCUUAUUAGUCUCAAUAAAUAUAGUUUUUGAAGAAAAAUCCAAAAACACAAGAUUAAGAUGGCCUGUUAGACAUACUGUACGCAUAAAUAAUUAUACCUCUUGUUUAACCAUUAUAAAGGCACCAGAGCCAGUAUCAAAUUCAGUAAGAAUUGGUCAUGGUGAAUCACAGCUAGAUCACUGAUGUUGAAGAAAUUAGUCAAACACAAACACACGUUUAAACUGCUACAUUGUCACCUAAAAACCCACAGUGAAAAAUUCUGAGGAGAGCGUUACAAACUGUACAACAGUUAUUGUAGUGAUACUACAACAAUAUUAGAUGGCUGGCCUGGAACGACCUCUAAAGCAAUCAGAUUCAGUGCAGUUGGGUGCAGGUUUACAAUAGUCAACAUUUAAAGUCGAUCGAAACAGUUCAAACUUGUCCUAAAACAAGCAUAAGUGUUAUUCAAUAGAUUUAGGACAAUCAAAUGCGUUGAACCACUUUAAAUGUUGACUACUGUAUAAAUGCAGGUACAUGAAAUGUGCGUAUAUAUCACAGGUGUCAAACUCAGUUCCUGGAAGGCCACAGCUCUGCACAGUUUAGU
Molecule: messenger RNA, 6726 nt
Organism: Danio rerio (zebrafish)
Lineage: Eukaryota; Metazoa; Chordata; Actinopteri; Cypriniformes; Danionidae
Source: RefSeq, a predicted model, not a curated record